GCUUUUCAAGUUAGCUUUGCACGAGCUUUGCUCAACUCUUUUUGCCACUCGAUGCCUUUAUAAUAGUGUAGCUGUUGCUGAGUCAGCCAGCAAGAGGUGGGAAAUUCGGGCUGAUCUAAUAGAUGGUGUUGCAGAUGGCUGCUCUGAGGUUUGUUAAGUGUAGAAAAACAGUCUUGAAAAUGUUGUCCAGACUCUUUCGAAUGCAUGGCCUUUUUGUAGCCUCUCAUCCAUGGGAGGUCAUUGUGGGAACAGUGACUCUCACAAUCUGUAUGAUGUCCAUGAAGAUGUUCACUGGGAAUGAUAAGAUCUGUGGCUGGAAUUAUGAGUGCCCAAAACUUGAAGAAGAUGUUCUGAGCAGUGACAUCAUCAUCUUGACAAUCACGCGCUGUAUUGCAAUCCUUUAUAUAUAUUUCCAGUUUCAGAACCUAAGGCAGCUUGGGUCAAAAUACAUUCUAGGUAUUGCUGGCCUCUUCACAAUCUUCUCAAGUUUUGUUUUUAGUACAGUGGUAAUUCACUUUUUGGAUAAAGAACUGACGGGUUUAAAUGAGGCUUUACCAUUCUUUCUGCUUCUGAUUGAUCUGUCAAGAGCAAGUGCAUUAGCAAAAUUUGCACUUAGUUCCAACUCACAGGAUGAAGUGAGAGAAAAUAUUUCACGUGGAAUGGCAAUUUUGGGUCCUACAUUUACACUGGAUGCACUUGUGGAGUGUCUUGUGAUCGGUGUUGGCACUAUGUCAGGUGUACGACAACUGGAAAUUAUGUGCUGCUUUGGCUGUAUGUCUGUUCUUGCCAACUACUUUGUUUUCAUGACCUUCUUUCCAGCUUGUGUGUCCUUGGUAUUAGAGCUCUCCCGGGAGAGUCGUGAAGGGCGCCCUAUAUGGCAGCUGAGCCAUUUUGCUCGUGUUCUGGAGGAAGAGGAAAAUAAACCAAAUCCUGUAACACAGAGGGUCAAAAUGAUUAUGUCAUUGGGUUUGGUUCUUGUUCACGCCCACAGCCGUUGGAUAGCGGAACCAGCUGUGCAGAACAGCACUGCGGAAAGUUCAGUGGGACUGGAUGAGAACGCACCAAAGAGAAUUGAACCCAAUGUGUCCCUGUGGCAGUUCUACCUCUCUCGAAUGGCCAGUAUGGAUAUUGAACAAGUAAUCACUCUUGGAUUAGCCCUUCUUCUUGCUGUCAAAUAUAUUUUCUUUGAGCAAGCGGAGACUGAAUCCACGCUCUCACUGAAGAAUCCCAUAACAUCUCCAGUGAUGGUCCAGAAAAAGGUUCCAGAGAACUGUUGCAGGAAGCAGUCUGGACUUGUGAAGAACAAUCAGAAAUCUAAUACAGCAGAAGAAGCUUUAGUUCCUAAAGAUGGAAAUGAUGAAGUCAUAAAACCUGUACUAGCAGAGUCUUCAACGAAGGCUACAUUUGCAGUUGGCAGCUGCUGCAGCCCUGCGGAAAUGUCUGCUUUUCCCAGUGGAAAAGAGGAAGAAAUUGAGUUACCUAAAGAACCACGUUCUAUUGAGGAAUGCGUUCGUAUACUUGGAAAUGCAGAGAAAGGAGCAAAAUUUCUUAGUGAUGCAGAAGUUAUCAGCUUAGUUAAUGCUAAGCACAUUCCUGCAUAUAAACUGGAAACCCUGAUGGAAACUCAGGAGCGAGGUGUGUCCAUUCGCAGACAGAUAUUAUCUAAGAAACUCCCUGAACCUUCAUCUUUGCAAUAUCUUCCUUACAGGAAUUACAAUUAUUCUUUGGUUAUGGGAGCUUGCUGUGAAAAUGUGAUUGGAUACAUGCCUAUUCCUGUAGGCGUAGCAGGGCCACUGUUGUUGGAUAGCAAAGAAUUUCAGGUGCCAAUGGCAACCACAGAAGGAUGUCUGGUAGCAAGCACAAACAGAGGAUGUAGAGCAAUAUGUCUUGGUGGAGGAGCAAGUAGCCGUAUUCUGGCAGAUGGGAUGACUCGAGGACCUGUUGUAAGGCUGCCCACUGCUUGCCAGGCUGCAGAAGUGAAAGUUUGGCUUGAAAGCCCUGAAGGCUUUAAAAUCAUGAAGGAAGCUUUUGACAGCACAAGUAGGUUUGCCCGCCUCCAGAAACUUCUUAUCAGUUUGGCUGGUCGUAACCUCUACAUCCGUUUUCAGUCUGGGACAGGGGAUGCCAUGGGAAUGAACAUGAUUUCAAAAGGUACUGAAAAAGCACUGGCAAGGUUGAAUGAAGAGUUUCCUGAUCUCCAGGUUAUAGCUAUUAGUGGUAACUACUGUACUGAUAAAAAACCCGCUGCUAUAAACUGGAUAGAAGGAAGAGGAAAGUCUGUUGUCUGUGAAGCAAUCAUUCCAGCCAAGGUUGUUAGAGAAGUAUUGAAGACAACUACUGAAGAUCUAGUUGAAGUCAAUAUAAACAAAAAUCUGGUGGGUUCUGCGAUGGCUGGUAGCAUAGGUGGCUACAAUGCACAUGCAGCAAACAUUGUAACAGCUAUCUACAUUGCCUGUGGUCAGGAUGCUGCACAGAAUGUGGGCAGCUCUAACUGCAUCACUUUGAUGGAGCGAACUGGCCCUACCAGGGAAGACCUGUACAUCAGCUGCACGAUGCCUUCGAUAGAAAUAGGAACUGUUGGGGGAGGCACCAACCUGCUCCCGCAGCAGGCCUGCUUGCAGAUGUUAGGGGUUCAAGGUGCAAGCCAAGAUAACCCUGGUGAAAAUGCCCGUCAGCUUGCUAAAAUUGUUUGUGCUACAGUGAUGGCAGGGGAGCUAUCACUAAUGGCAGCGCUUGCAGCUGGGCAUCUAGUCAAAAGCCACAUGAUCCACAACAGGUCAAAAAUAAAUCUACAAGAUCUUCAAGGAACCUGCACUAAGAAGGCGGCUUGAUUGCUAAAAUGGCUUUGAUAUGAAGAAUUAUUCUAGCAACUGACCAGUUGCACAGGGGAAAAAAAAACCAAAAUCUGUGAAGUUUAAAUGAAAAUCACCUUCAACUCAAUGAUAUCUGUGUAAGAUAAACCAAGAUCAAAGGACUUGUGUGGGAGUGCUUACACUUUUGACCUUCUUCAGCGGUUAGAGAUUACUUUAUGAAGGAAGUCCUCUCUUGAGGACUUGUCAGAUGUCUUGAACAUGGCUUUGGAAUUCUUACUCUCACACACCAUUUUCUAAAGGGUCAGUCUUAUGUUUUUACAGGUUGAGACUAUUUUGGUUAGUAAGGUCCUGGUGAUGAACAGGCUGAAAAGUGAUGAGAUGGCUUCAUACAUUUAAGAAAAAAAAAAAAAGUAAAAAAACAAAAAAAAAGUUGGACUAAACUUGGCUUGAAUGCACUGGUCCUUGCCAUCUUUGCCCUCUGGUUACACAAGCAUGUCUCCUAAAGUGAUAGCUAGCACCAUCACUUUCUGUGACCUCCCAGUUUUAAUUUUGUUCCCAUGUAAAACUUGGGUCUUAAGCUGUAAGGCAAUUUUAUCAAGUCAUAUUUGUUGUAUAGAAACCUGUCUGUACGUAGUACAUAAUUUGCAGCUGCUUUGGCUAAGCAGCAUUCAAUGUCUUAACUCCACAAUUUAGAUUAUUCCUUUACAGACAACUUGUGACCUAUAAAGUUCUGAACUGUGAAAUACGAUCUGUACUGAAGUAGGGAGAAACAGUAUCUUCAACUUUUUUGUCAUUUUGUUCAGGUAGAAGAAAUAGACUUUGAAACUGGUAAAUCCAAAACCAGUUAUGUGUCAGGCAGGUGUUCAAGCAAAUGCAGUUUCUCAGACUUGUUUUGAUAAGAGUGCAUUCAGACAGCAGGAGUCAAGAAGAGAUGUUUACACUUUUAAAAGAACUCUUGUAGGGUACAGUGUGUUUGUAUAUUCCUAAUUUUCUUUAAUUAUUUUAAGUGUUUGGCACUUAAUCUCCAGGAAUAGGUGUGUAUCCACUGCUUAAGCUGGUAAGAAAUGAAGCCAGAAAAUGACACUGUCCUUUAACACUAGGGGGAUUUUUUUUAAUGUUUUAUUUACAUUUAAACUUUCUUUCUGAUGUGGGGAUAUUUAUUUUAAGAAGAAAUCUUAUCCUAUUUUCAAUGAAAAGUACUAAUUAAGGGAAUUCAUUGGAAUGAUACAUUAAUGCAACAAGCUUUUUUUUUUUUUUUUGUAUUAAAAUACUGUACUUGGUCCAGUGAAGCAGUCUCAGAUGUUCUUAAUGGAAUACAGAAAACCCAGGUUUAUUCUUGUUUGUUUCCCCUUUGGGAAUAUUGCUAAACACAUUGCCCUGCCUAGUUAAUCACAGGAAGAAAAUUGUUAAUGUGCUUGAGGAAGGGGUCUUCUUGUUUGGUUGGUUGGUUUGGGGAUUUUUGUUUGGUUUGUGGGGAGCAAAUCAGUGUAUUGAACUGGGUUUCUUGCAGGAAUGCAGUGGCAUUCCUAAAGGGAGGACUAGCAGAGGUGCUCUUCUAAUGUGCAGAUUUGACAUAAAUCAUGAUAGCUUGCUUUGUAGUACAUCAGCACAUUAGUAUCAUUGUAAUGAGCUCAUAAAAGCUAACAUGCAAGCAUGAAGACAUACUACAUGCUAGAUACAUUAAGAUAGCAUGUAAAUAUCACGAAUGUUUUCUCUUCCUGCAGUAUUGUUGCUAAUAGCUACCAUUUUAUUUAUGGAAAGUUGAAACUACUUUGUUUCUAUGCUCAGCCAGUGAUCUUAUUUAAAUUAACACUGUUCUGGCAAUAAAUGGAGGUUCAGUGUUCAUUUUGGUGGAUUUUACAGACAUUCUGUCUUGCAGAAUUAACGUUUUGUAUUACUACUAAAUUGUGUACAUUUUGGUACAGAAAACACUUUUUCAGUUUCAGUAAAACAAUGGAAAACACGUUG
Messenger RNA from Colius striatus (speckled mousebird), 4781 nucleotides. It is a transcript of the gene HMGCR, whose product is annotated as 3-hydroxy-3-methylglutaryl-CoA reductase. Gene Ontology annotation, molecular function: hydroxymethylglutaryl-CoA reductase (NADPH) activity; protein binding; NADP binding. Gene Ontology annotation, cellular component: endoplasmic reticulum membrane; peroxisomal membrane. Lineage: Eukaryota; Metazoa; Chordata; Aves; Coliiformes; Coliidae. The transcript has 20 exons. Gene Ontology annotation, biological process: coenzyme A metabolic process; isoprenoid biosynthetic process; sterol biosynthetic process. Bases 123 to 2831 code for a protein of 902 amino acids. The record is from RefSeq and is a predicted model, not a curated record.